AUGUCAUCCUUACCUGUCGAUUCUGCCCUCACCAUGCCCCCCUUCGAGCGCUCUCGGACAGAUCGCUACCCCGACGUAUCCCCCACUUCCAAUGGUCAUCCCAAUCAACAGCCAUACGGCACGGCGGGAUACGUCCACGGCUCGGCACUCUGCUUCAAUCCAGCCUAUCAUCACCAGCUUCAACCCCAGACAUACCAGUACCAAUACACCUCCCCCUUCCCUUCCCAGUUCUCCGGUCCUGGCUCGGCCCACUUCGACACCCAUGAUAUGGGCAUGAUGUACCAGCCCGACCUUCCCCAUCACUUCGACCCGGCGCUAUACUACGGUGCCCUCCCUACUCUGCCCCCUCGCUUCUCGGCGUCCGGAUCGGCUGGUAUGCCCAAUCCAGGUCGGUCAACGGGCUGCAUCUCCCCGCUCGAUUUAUUCGGGUCUCUCCCCACCGCUCAGAGCUUACCAGCAAGCCUCAGUAUCUUAGGCGGAAACAACACUUUCGUUCAGGCGCCAGAGGCGGUAGAUGCGGACGAUGCGGACGUGGGUGGCGCGCCAGAGAUGGGGCUGCAGUACUCUCCCGGGUCCAGUUCGGCCGACUCGCUAGCUGAGAUUGAGGAGGAGCCGGUGCAGGGAAGUAUCGCGAAGAAGGCGAAGACACAGCGGGAAGGAGGGGCAAGCGGCAACGCGGAAAUGCUAUCACCUAGGAUGGAAGAGGGGCCUACGUUGAAGGGAGGCAAGAAGAGGAGCAGGACGGCGCAGGCGUGCGAAAAGUGCCGUGGUAGAAAAGCCAAGUGCUUCGGUGGGCAACCCUGCGAUCGAUGCAUCAAGCGCGGCUUCCAAUGCGAAUUCGCAGCUGUCCGUCCUCGCCCAACUGCCAAACACAGUCCCAAGCCUAGAGUACGGCGUCAUUCAAUGGCAUCUAUCCCUCUCUCAUCCGCAAAUCCUACGUUCAAGCCGUCUACCUCUGCCGCCACGAUCGUCCCCGGACACGCUCACUCACACUCCCUCUCGACCAUCCUUCCCACACCGUCCCUUUUCCCACUCACCGGCCGGGCCCCGGAUACGGCAGCACCGAUCCCCGUCGCCCCGCCAUCAACCCACGCGGGAUCCGCGCUCGGACUCGGCCUGGGUCUUCACUUUGACUUUGAGCUCUCGCCGGCGCCAGCUGAAGACGACGGAGAGGCGGAAGGAGACUCGGACCUCGAGAUGCCGGGCAUGUCAAACUCCUUCUCGGGCUCGGGAUCGGUCACCACGUCCAUCUCGAGCGGAGCGGGCGGUAGCGGCGCAAAUUGGCCUUCUCAGCCAUGGGGUGUGGAGCAGGGGUUGCUGUACAAUUCUGAGCCGAUGAUGACGGAGGACGAUAUCUUUACUUUCUCGCCGGUGCAGAGCAGCCUGGAGUGGGGGGUGGUGGAUACGUCGUCUUCGAUGGCGGCGGGGCCGAACGCAGGCGUUCAUGACGGAAGGGCUGGAUCCGAGGAUGUUGAUGGCGGGGCGAGGUUGGGGGUAUCGGAAUUGAAGGCGAUCAGUGGUGGAAUCUUCGCAGUGCUCAGACUUUGUACAGUAUACACAGCCUCACAGAUAGAUACACAAUUUGCGAGAGUAGUGUCGAAGAGCACGGCCGGCAGGAGCUCGAGGUUGUGGCUGUUUCUCACUUCUCAACCUGCCCAGCGGUCGAUCGAGAUGACCGACAAGCCACGCAGUGCUGUCAUUGCGUCUGACAACGUUGCUAGGUCGGAGCCAAAGACUUCGAAUCAGCUGCUCCAUUGCCCACCUCUGCCGCCAGCCACAGGUGCACCCCAUCGUGGUACUCCCCUCAUCGCCGCCUUCCUCGGUACACUUGCAGAGACCCAUUCUAAGCCGAUCCAGCAGUCCCCCGCCUCACACCCUCCUUCAUUACCGCCCGCUCCUACUCUUCCUGCGACGCUUGGCCUCCUCCUCCCCAUCUCCGUCAGAAAUUGA
Messenger RNA from Dioszegia hungarica, 1950 nucleotides. RefSeq lists its product as uncharacterized. Lineage: Eukaryota; Fungi; Basidiomycota; Tremellomycetes; Tremellales; Bulleribasidiaceae. The record is from RefSeq and is a predicted model, not a curated record. The coding region runs from base 1 to 1950 and encodes 649 amino acids. Gene Ontology annotation, molecular function: DNA-binding transcription factor activity, RNA polymerase II-specific; zinc ion binding. Gene Ontology annotation, biological process: regulation of DNA-templated transcription. The transcript has 4 exons.